Thelazia callipaeda (thelaziosis nematode) is the source of this 234-nucleotide messenger RNA. The record is from the annotation of a GenBank genome assembly. Lineage: Eukaryota; Metazoa; Nematoda; Chromadorea; Rhabditida; Thelaziidae.
AUGCAGCACCGAAAUAAUUCCUAUAUCUGGUCACGUCGAGGCAUACACUCAGUCGAUAGUACUCAAGAAAAAACUCGAAAGUAUCUCAUCCGAUCAGCGCCGUUGAUUCGACGAGAACAAAGCAGCGGAGAUCAGCACAGUAGAAUCGAGCGCACGGCGAGUGCAGCGAGAAUGCCAGAAUAUGAUCCAGCGCCAGAAUCAAUAAUGAAGAAAAGAGGAAUAACCAUCGUUUAG